Messenger RNA from Scutellospora calospora, 297 nucleotides. The record is from the annotation of a GenBank genome assembly. Lineage: Eukaryota; Fungi; Glomeromycota; Glomeromycetes; Diversisporales; Gigasporaceae.
GGGAAGAACCCAAACUCAGCCAUUUUUGUUAUUAAGGUUAUUGAUAAACAUAAUUACUACCUUAAUGUUAAUGCUAUCAUGUUUGAAUUCGAAAAAAAGUUCAGUAUGGAGAUGAUAGAAAAUAUUAAGUUCUUAACACAGCACUGUAAAAUAGAUGCAACAGCACAAAUAAAAUAUCUAGAAGGAAAGUACCCUGUUUAUCCAAUAUAUAGCAAGGAUUUAUAUGCAGUAAUCAGAAAGUUUUGCCUUAUAGCUAAAUCUUUGUUGAAUGAUACUGCUCAAAUAUCAGAUUGUUAG